This is a messenger RNA of Arctia plantaginis, 3228 nucleotides long. Lineage: Eukaryota; Metazoa; Arthropoda; Insecta; Lepidoptera; Erebidae. The record is from the annotation of a GenBank genome assembly.
AUGGAUAGUAGAAGAGCUUGCCCAAGCUACGAAGCCGGGUUUGAUGCUUGUGAUCCUUUUGGAUCCGUACUGGAGUGGUCUGGUCGAGAGCCAGCACGUAUAUUGCGGCGUCGUUGCCGCAGCGAAGGCUUGGAGCGGUCGCCAUACGAGGAUGCGAUUCGCGAAGCAAGCCUUCGGACUCAUCGGGCAUUGCCUAAUAAGUGCCACUUCACGUUAAACAGUGAAUGCGAGCAGCACUUCGAUCGGUUCCGUCACGAAUGCUUGCUACCAGCUGCGGAAAACGGCGACUACCUCAUGUCCCAUGACCCAGAACCCACAUACCUUGGCUAUCAACCAGGAAGAUCUAAAUUCUACCGUACAAGUCCUACAAGACCUUUAUUAAUAACGACAUUAUCAAAUACUAAAGUAGAUGAUAGCCGAUUGCCAAAAGUUGAAGAAUUAUUAGAGAGAGUUGACCAGGAAAUGAUGGAUGUACAGGUCACAAAACAGCCUCUGAAAUCAAUACUCAAUAAUCCAUUACCAAGUUCACCCCUUCAUGGCAUACUGAAGAAACCUAAGAGUAGAUCUUAUCAGGACAAUAAAGGUCUCAUGGAAGGUCGCAGAAGACAGCGGGCAUCAAGUGAAUCUGAUAAUUUACUUUAUAAUUUUCAUGCAGGAAUGCCUAUACCAGGAUAUGAUCGCUUCUCCUCGGGAAACACGAAACGCGCUAAAGAUAACUCCGGCAUUGGUUACUCCUAUGGUUCGGCGGUCGCUACACUGGGUACCCCAGCGACCAUCAAAAGUCCAAACAAAAGUCCGUCAAGGAGUCACAAGCUUUCACGCUGCGCUUGCAAGGAUCAGCUUAUGCUGGUGAAUCACGAAGACAUGCAUUUAUUGAGGACGUCGUCCAUUAACAAUAGUGAAACGGUUCACAUGGAUCCUAUCAUCGAUAUAGGAUUGUCACGUCAAGAUACUCCCACGCCCACAUGCCCUGCGGUAAGUCCGGCGCUGCCAGUCAGCUCCGUGACUACCAUUCCAAUCCCGAAGAAAGUGCCCAAACCGAAGAAGAAAAUCAAGAAGGUCACUAAAAUGAAGUCUUGUAGCAAAACUGAAUGCAGCGUGUUCGAGUUGUAUACCGAAGAUCGUCGAGGCAGAUCUCCGUCGCUCGAAGAGUGCUGGCAAAUGGAAACAGACGCGGCUUUAGCAGCAAUAGACAAAUUAGAAAAGAGACCCUCUGUUCUCAAGAAAGAGAAAGAGAAGGAGAAAGUAAUAGUAGAAGAAGAAAAAGUGAUCGAGCAAACAUCUGUCACCAACUUAUCUAACAAAUUAAACGGAGCAAUCAAUGUGACGCCAAAAAAGAAUAAUUCAAAAGAAAAAAUUACGUUAUCAGAAAAAUCCAGCAAGGAUCAAUAUGCAUCUGUAGCAGCUUUGCACACCACAAACCCGUUCAGAUCAACUCUGACACGUAAAGAAUCGCCAAUAAGUCUGCCAGAAUCGGUUACAAACUGUCUUCGGCCGUCCCUAUUUCCUCGCGUGCCACCAUACUUAAAGUUUGUAGGACCAGAUGAAACACCCGUGCAUAAGAUACCUCUCCCCAUACAGAAACAUCUCAAGUGGAAACUGACUACUAUCACGCCGAUUGUCGUCAAGAGAACGCUGACCAACUCUGGUUUCAGAUUGGUGAAGAGUGAGUGUGACACUGCUGAAUGUCCACAGGAAGAAACUAUAGAAUGGAUAGGUAUAUGGGGUAAACACAUGAAAUCAAUAAUGUUCCGAGCCAUAAAAGACGGACAGAAGAUGAAUCAUUUCCCCGGCACAUUUCAAAUUGGCAGGAAAGACCGUCUAUGGAGAAAUUUACAAAAAUUAGUCGCCAAACACGGACUCAAUGAGUUCGGUAUUAUGCCUAAGACAUACGUGUUACCGCAUGAUCUCAAGUUGCUGAAGCAUGACUGGGAGAAGUAUGCUGCUAACAAUGAAAAAUGGAUUAUAAAACCGCCCGCUUCGGCCCGCGGCACAGGUAUCAAAGUAGUGUCGAAAUGGACACAGAUACCCAAAAAGCGACCGGUCGUCGUCCAGCGGUAUGUGUCGAAACCGUACCUAAUCAACGGCAACAAGUUUGAUCUCCGGCUGUACGUGCUAGUCACGUCCGUCCAUCCCUUGAGGAUAUUUCUGUAUAAGGAUGGCCUCGCGAGGUUUGCUUCAGUGAAGUACAACGACGAGCUUGGGUCAUUGAACGAUAGGUAUAUGCACUUAACAAACUACUCCAUAAACAGACUGUCCAAGAAUUACACGCCAAACGAAGAUUUCGCGGCCUGUGAGGGACAUAAAUGGACACUACAAACUCUAUUCCAAUAUCUAAAGACUGAAAAGAAUGUAAACACAGAGGAGCUGUGGGAGUCCAUGAAGGAUUUAGUCAUAAAAACAAUAAUAGCGGGCGAAGCUAGCAUCAGCUCACUGACAAAAGCUAAUAUAACGUCCCGGUAUAACUGCUACGAGUUGUUUGGGAUAGAUGUAUUAUUGGAUGAGGACUUGAAGCCAUGGCUUUUGGAGGUAAACAUAUCGCCGAGUUUGCACAGCGCGUCGCCUCUGGAUAUCCACGUGAAAGGACCGCUAGUGUCGACAGUGCUGAACAUUGCCCAGUUCCAGGUGCCGGUCAAAACGAAUCUCGAAAUGCUAUCCAAGGACAGGCCACACAAACUGGCUGGAUUGCCUUACGAUAGCCGAUUAUAUACAGUCUACCUCUCCAAAGAGGAACGGGAUAAGCACAUUAUAUAUACAAACAUGGAAGAUAGAGAUAUGUAUCUUCGUGACAUCCUUUCAACGUUAACAGCAGACGAUGUGCGACACUUAAUCCAGGCAGAAGAUGAACUGACUCAAGUGGGCGAUAUGGAGCGCGUGUUCCCAACCCCCAAUUCUUACAAGUACCUCUCGUUCCUCACCGGGCCGAGGUACUACAAUCGGUUGUUCGACGCUUGGGAGGCUAGAUAUGGGCGUAACAGAGAUCCUGGUAUCGAGCUCCUUCGAACGUUAUGUGAAAUUGGCUAUCACCUCGAAGUACCGCCCGUGCCAUUGAAGAAUGACGUGGACGCGCCGUCCGUGGCGCCGUCGGAGCGGCCCUCAGUGGUGUCCAUCACGUCGCUGGAGCAGCCAUGCGCGUGCGCCAGCGCCGCCGCGAUCGCGGGGCUCGUGUCGAGCGAGGGGCUCGCGGGGCUCGCCGGCCUCCCGCUCCCGCUGCAGCCCCGCGCCUAG